AUGGCUGCGGAUUCGUGCAAGCCUGCUGGACGUGUUGACAUGAGAGAAGGAAAAGAUGGAACCAGAAUAAGCAGACUGAAGAAACUCAGGAGGAGAAUCUCAGCCAGCUUUGGCAGAUUAUCAAUCAGCAAGGAAGAAACCAUCCAGGAAAGUGACAAUGAGAUAGAUAACAGUGUCUUUCUGGCUGACAUAGGACAUAGGAAUGGAUAUUAUCCACAGAAGACACGGUCUGCCCCAGAUACACCUCCAGUCAGCAGUGACAACCGGGUUGUCAACGGUCAUCACAGCAGGGAAGAACACAUUGCUGGAUCCCGCCAGGUUGUGAUUCCUCGAAAUCCAGAGGGACGGCAUACCCCAGUCAAGCGUCACCACUCAGCUGGGGAUAUGUUAGGUGGUGCCCCGUUUCCUCCAGUAACAAAAUCCGUCUUGACAGAGAAACAGCCACGUCCAAAAUCUGAGGGCCAUGUCUACAGCAGGCACUCAAUAUACAAGAGAGCUGUCAGUUUUGGGGGUCCUUCUCCUUUCGGCAGAGCAGAUUCCUACAGCAAACUGGAGCAGCUGGGGGAAGGUUCAUAUGCCACCGUUUUCAAGGGCUUUAGCAGUCUGACUAAUCAGGUUGUUGCCCUUAAAGAAAUCAGGCUACAGGAAGAAGAAGGAGCACCAUUUACUGCCAUCAGAGAAGCGUCCCUGCUCAAAGGCUUGAGACAUGCCAAUAUUGUUACACUGCAUGAUAUUAUCCACACAAGGGAGACGUUGACCUUCGUCUUUGAAUAUGUGCACACAGACCUGAGCCAGUACUUGGAGAAGCAUCCUGGUGGCCUCAACACAUUUAACGUCAAGCUGUUCUUGUACCAGUUGCUUCGAGGUCUGGCCUAUUGCCACCAACGCCGCAUUUUACAUAGAGAUCUCAAGCCCCAGAAUUUGCUGAUCAGUGAGCUUGGAGAGCUCAAAUUGGCUGACUUUGGACUGGCCCGAGCCAAGAGUAUUCCCAGCCACACAUAUUCUCAUGAAGUGGUCACUCUCUGGUAUCGUCCACCGGAUGUUCUCCUGGGCUCUACAGAAUACUCCACAUCAUUGGACAUGUGGGGUGUUGGUUGUAUAUUUACUGAGAUGAUAUCUGGCCAAGCGACAUUUCCCGGAAUGAAGGAUGCCUUUGAUCAGCUGAACCAGAUAUUCAAAGUUUUAGGAACACCCACCGAAAGCUCCUGGGAGGGAGUCACCAAGUUUGUCAAUUAUGAUCUCAAAAAGCUGGAGAUUUAUCCACGCCAGCCAUUGAUCUGUUGCAUACCCAAGUUAUCAUUUGUUCCUCAUGCAGAAAAUCUGGCAGUAUGCUUCUUACAAAUGCAACCAAACAACCGGAUCUCCGCUUUCAGCGCCAGGCGCCAUGAGUAUUUUCAAGAUUUGCCCCCUAAGGUUCAUGACCUCUCUGACACCACUUCUAUAUUCAACAUUCCUGGUCUCCGCUUGUUUCCUGAGAAUGAUGAACUGACCACCUCACACAGUAGAAGGCAGUCAGGGAGGAGUGGAAUACGAACAACACUGAAGAUGUGA
This is a messenger RNA of Candidula unifasciata, 1551 nucleotides long. Lineage: Eukaryota; Metazoa; Mollusca; Gastropoda; Stylommatophora; Geomitridae. The record is from the annotation of a GenBank genome assembly.